Messenger RNA from Hymenoscyphus albidus, 2223 nucleotides. The record is from the annotation of a GenBank genome assembly. Lineage: Eukaryota; Fungi; Ascomycota; Leotiomycetes; Helotiales; Helotiaceae.
AUGAGUUUGAAUCACCCAUCUUCGCGGGCAUCUGAGAAGCCAUCAACUAUCGUGAAAUUCUUUAAACGCCGACUGUCAAGAUCCUCCGUACAACACCCGCGACCGUUUGGGGAUCGGAGAGUUUUGCCGCAAGCUUCAGUGGUAAGUUAUCGAUUACAGAAGCUCUCACCUAUUGCUUACUAACUUCUUCACAACAAUAGACCACAAGCACGAUGGGAAAAGGCAAAGAUAAGAGAGCCAAUCGGCACGAAGAUGAAUCUUGCAGCAAUGAAGAACCCAUUGAGCCUCCUGGCCAUCCUCGUAAAGGAGAUCGAAAGGGUGAAAGCAGCACGAGCAACAGCACUCCUGCACAACCACAAGGAGGCCCUUCAAAUCAAGCAGAUUCUCAGGCGUCCUAUCAGCCAGACCAGUUUACUUUGGCGGUUCGUCAAGGACUCCCAAAACUCUCGGAAGCCAUACAGGUUCUCAAAAAUUUGGAAGUUCUCUACGCGAAGCACAAGACGGAUGUGGAGAAUAUUUCAGAAAUUCACCAGCUUUGUGAAAACCUGCAGCAAGAGUGUGAAGCCAAGGACUCUGAGAUCCUGGAUCUUGAGAGUUACACUCGAGUUCUGAUAAGGCAUGCAGAGAAGGAAAAGGAAAAGCACGAACAAGAAAUAUGCAGACUUGCUAAUGAAUCCGAAGCUCUGGAGAAGGAAAAAGCAAGUUUCAAGGGUGAGGUGGAGAAGGAGAAAAAGAGGUUGGAGAUGAGAAAAUUUGAACUAGAGAAGGAGCACGACAACAAACUCAAAGAAGCCGAGCGAGAACAGCGACAGCGUUUUGAGAAACAAAAGAAGCAUAUAGAGAAUCAGACGAAGGAGCAAGUUGCUAGAAUGGAAAGGCAGCUGAGAGCGUCUGAGUCAACUAAUAAGGAUCUGCAGGAAGGAGUCAACGAGACGGGACAAAAGCUGGCUGAGACAAUGACGGAGCUUCAACAAGUCAAAACCCGAUGCGAUGACGAAACCCGUCUCAAGGAACAUUUCAGGGAGGAUGUGAAGAAAUAUCAAGUGAGAGUAGUGGAACUACAGAAUGAGUUCCAGCUUGGAAAUAAGACACCAGAUUUCUUGUACGUAUAAUCGGGCUGCCUUGUAUCAUCAAAAUAAGUCAACUGACAAUUCCUACAGCAAGACCGAAUUCAAGAAAGUUUUCACCCAAAUUGAUACACUGGGGCUUGAGUACUUCUCAAAAUUCAAUGAAAAUGUUGUCCUCCCUGUUGCACAAUGAGAAAAUACACUAACAACUCCACAGGAAGAGGAUGAUAUUCGAAGAAUCGUGGCAACUUCGAGUUCUUCCUUCAAAUUCAUGCCUAUUUCCGACACACUGGAAUCCCAAAAGUUGCGCAUUUCUCAUGUCCAACAAGUAAUAUCUUCUGCCCUACUGAAGUCAAUCUGGAAACCGUUUGCCUCAGAGAACAGUCUUCAGAGCUCGGACUUUUGCCUUCUUGAAUCCCUCGCAGCUAGACUAGCGGUUCCUGUCAAUGGCGUAAGGAGUAAGCGAGUAUCACGUCUGUGGUCAGCACUGACAACCCGUUCUCUUUGUUCAACGGAAGCAGUCUCAUCAUCUUCAGCGGCAGCCUUGUUGUUCCAUGGUCCUACCCUGAGCUGGGCAGAACAGGUCUCCAGAGAUAUUCAUGGGGACAUCCUACCAUUUGCGGAUCCAUCGAAAGUGAUUUCACUCUACGACGAAAUUUUCAAGAUUGUCACCUCGGCCAUCGCUCUUUGGAAGGAUGUGCAGAAUGACCAAUUGGAAAUUACCAUAGAUCUGGUACUCGACCUCAGGCAGCGGGAAGACUGGAGAUCUCAACGCCUUGAUCCACAAGGUAUCGAUUUGCAACUUGAGUCCAAGAUAGCAACUCGACCAAGGGUUUUCAGAUUGUUCCCACGCAUCACGGCAUUCCCCUCUGAAAACCCAGAAAUGGAUUCCUCAAGUGAGCCUGAAGAGAUUUGUAUUCAUCCUGGUGUUGGAGUACCGGAGUCAGCUCCAUGGGUGGCUGCCGGAAGGGCAGAAGAGGAGGAUAGAGUGAGGAUAUUGGCAGAAGGUAUGGAGGAGUUGAAGAAGAGUGCGAAUGAAAGAGCAAAAAGAAGAUCUUGCAGGAGUAGAAGAGGAUCUACGACUUCAAUUGUUGGCGCCUCUAGCCCUACAUCGCUUUGGAGAAAGGAAGGAAAGAAUAUGAUUGCUGAGGAAUAA